This is a messenger RNA of Exophiala xenobiotica, 1716 nucleotides long. RefSeq lists its product as uncharacterized. Gene Ontology annotation, cellular component: membrane. NCBI's taxonomy places the organism in Eukaryota, Fungi, Ascomycota, Eurotiomycetes, Chaetothyriales, Herpotrichiellaceae. The coding region runs from base 1 to 1716 and encodes 571 amino acids. The record is from RefSeq and is a predicted model, not a curated record. Gene Ontology annotation, molecular function: carbohydrate:proton symporter activity. The transcript has 7 exons. Gene Ontology annotation, biological process: transmembrane transport; carbohydrate transport.
AUGUUACGCUUAUCUCCUCUUGUCUUCGGCGACGGCAAUGCUUAUCGUCUCCCUCUGGAGAACAAAAGCUCUCCAGGCCUCUGCCAUAUCCUUAGCAUGCGCCCAGCAGUAAUUCGAGGUAUCAAAGCUUUGAGCUCUUCCCGACCUCAUACAGCCGUCAAGAUGCUGAAGAAGUCACCUACACACACCUGGUUGCCCGCCUGGGUACCAGAGUCCACGAAGGUCCUCGCUGUCCUUUUGAUCCUCUGUUCAAUCGUCCAAUCUACAACCGUCGGCUAUGACGGCUCCAUGCUCAACGGUCUCAAUAUUCUGCCAUCCUACACCGACUAUUUCAACCUCAAUACCGCCACGACUGGACUGAACACUGCUUCAGUCUUCAUUGGCGGCUUUUUGGGUCCUCUCGUGACCGGCAUCAUCACGGACAGAUUCGGCCGUCGGUUGACUAUCUUCUGGGGCUCUGCCGGCACUCUGCUUGGUGUCGUUUUGCAAACCGCGGCGCAGAACAUCGCUAUGUUCGUCAUUGCCCGUAUUGUUCUCGGCUUCGGGUCUGCCGUGUCAGGAAUUGCCUCAGGAGUUUAUCUGGCAGAAACGUUUCCCAGUCGCUGGCGUGCCUGGGGCGUCGGUCUGCUCAAUGACUUUUACUACGUUGGCGCGCUGAUCGCCGCCGGCAUUACCCUCGGAACUGGGCAGUGGCAAUCGACCUGGGCAUGGCGAGCGCCAUCACUCUUUCAGGGUGUCUUUUCGCUUCUCUGUAUCCUCGUCGUGCCAUUCAUCCCCGAAUCACCACGCUGGCUGGUCCAUCAAGGCCACUUUGAAGCCGCACGCACAGUCGUCGCUCAGACCAAUGCCAACGGUGAUUUGACUGACCCGGUCGUGUUGACCGUCUACAAAGAGAUUGUUGACACUCUUAAUUGGGAGAAGAAAGAAGGACGGACCAUGAGUCCCAUGGAGAUCAUCAGGACUCCAACAGCACGAAAGCGCCUUUUGAUCGGCAUGUCUCCUGGCCCCUUCUCUUGCAUAGCCGGGAAUAUCAUCGCGAGCUAUUAUCUAGGCGCUGAACUUGAUACUGCUGGCAUCACAAGCUCGAAUCAGCAACUGAAAGCGAACGUCGUCUUAAACGUAUGGUGCCUAGCCUGCUGUUUGGUCGGUACACACCUCGCCGCAAUAUGGGGCCGGAAGCCGACCGCCUUGCUGUCCCAAGGUCUCCUGAUUGUGUGCUUGUUCAUAAUUGGUGGCCUGUCCAAGAAGUACGCCGACGAUCCCGACGGCGCUUCAAAAGGCCUGAUAUACGGCGACGUCGCGGUCAUGUUCCUCUUCCAGGGCUUCUAUUCGGUGGCAUGGACUCCGCUGUUGUACCUUUAUCCGCCUGAGGUCAUGAACUAUUCGAUCCGUGCCAACGGCGUGGCGUUUUCGCAAUUGGCAUUGAACGGUCUUGCACUGGCACUCGUAUUCAUCAUGCCAAUCGGCCUGAACAAUAUCGGCUGGAAAAUGUACAUGGUCAACGGAGGCUGGGACAUUGUGACAUUCUUCCUCAUUUGGUAUUUCUGGGUCGAGACCAAAGGGAAAACACUGGAAGAGAUCGACGCGAUUUUCGACGGCGAAAAGCAUUCGGCCGUGCCGGAUGUUGAAACAGUACGAGCAGGAAGUGUCAGUGUGGAUCGGGCUGCAAUCGAGAGUGACUUGCGUGAAGAGAAGGUCAUUUCAAAGACGGAAUGA